Messenger RNA from Aspergillus puulaauensis, 1782 nucleotides. RefSeq lists its product as uncharacterized. The record is from RefSeq and is a predicted model, not a curated record. Bases 1 to 1782 code for a protein of 593 amino acids. NCBI's taxonomy places the organism in Eukaryota, Fungi, Ascomycota, Eurotiomycetes, Eurotiales, Aspergillaceae. The transcript has a single exon.
AUGUGGAUUACCAAACAUCUGGCUGUGGCUACUGCCACAGCCAUUCUCUCUGUCUUUACAGCCGCCCACGCCCAGCGACCCAUGGAGAAUCUCGGCCGCGGCGUCGUGGCAAUCCGCUCCGCAGACGACGCGGCCUUUAUCAGCUGGAGAGUGCUAGGUCUGGAUCCAGAGGAUAUCGGCUUCAACCUGUACCGCACCACAGGCGACGGGAAUGCGGAGCUCCUGAACUCGGAUGUGCUCACUGGCGGUUCCAACUACGAGGACUCUUCCGCGGAUUUGACUCAGGAUAACACGUACUACGUGACUACUGUUGUGGAUGGAGAGGAGAGCGAUGCGAGUGAAAGCUGGACACUUAAAGCCGACGCCGAAACCGGCCCGUAUUUCCGCAUUCCGAUCGAAUCUGGCGGGGCUAUUCGAUAUAUCUGGGUUGGGGAUCUGGACGGGGAUGGCGAGUAUGACUUUGUCGUUGACCGGCAGGAGACGCCGCAGCGGCUGGAGGCGUACCGGCGCGAUGGAAAGCGGUUGUGGGAAGUGAAUCUGGGUCCGAAUAGUGAGAAUCAGGACAAUAUUGAGCCCGGGUCCUCGGCCAUUGAUUUGGGGCACACAGAUGGCGUCACGGUUUAUGACUUUGAUGGCGAUGGCUACGCAGAGGUUGCGCUGCGCAUUUCCAACGGCGUAGUCUUUGGUGAUGGCAAGACGUUCGAGUAUGACGAUGAUGAUCACCAGUUUGUUGCCUUUCUUGAUGGGCAGACUGGGGCUCUGCGCGCGACUGGGGAGGUGCCGGAUGAUUAUAUUGAAGACGGGCCUAUGGCUGUGCGCUUUGGUGUUGGGUAUCUUGACGGAGAGCGCCCGCAUCUCGUUGCCUAUAUGAAGAACCGGAAGGAUAGUGGUGAGUUCAACCUCAUCGAAGCGGCGUAUACGUUUGAUGGCAGCUCUGUGGAUCUGGCAUGGGCCUGGAAUCGCGAUGACCAGGACGCCCCGGACGGCCACAAUACCCGGAUCAUCGACGUGGAUGGCGACGGGGUGGACGAGGUCGCUGAAAUCGGAUUCAUGCUGAACGGCGAUGGCACUCUGCGAUAUUCCCUCGGUCCAGCUGGGGUUGUCCAUGGUGAUCGGUGGCACAUUGCGAAGAUUGACCCCAGCCGUGAUGGCCUCCAGGGGUACGGCGUGCAGCAGGAUAACCCAUCGUUGCUGUACGAGUACUACUAUGAUGCCACCAACGGCACCAUCAUCUGGGAGCACGAUGGCGCGGAAGAAGGCGACAACGGCCGUGGAAUGGCCGCCGACAUUGACCCGAACUACGACGGCAUGGAGACCUGGUCGUUCCUCGGCCUCUACAACGCCGCGUCGGAUGAACUGACCCAGGAUGAGGACGCGUAUCCGUAUCCCCAGCUCAGUGUAUGGUGGGACGGCGACGAGCUGCGCGAGCUCAUCAACGACGGAAACAUCAACAAGUGGGACUAUGAGGCUGGCUCUAUUAAGCGCCUCGUUACAACGUAUCGUUACGACGCAGCUACAGCGGACGGUGAUCCCAUGUUCCAGGGCGAUAUCCUGGGCGACUGGCGCGAGGAGCUGGUCUUUACCAACGGCGACUAUAGCGAGUUGUUUAUUUUCACCACCGACCAGCCGUCCGAUAUACGGUUGUACACGUUGAUGCAUAAUCCGGCUUAUCGAAACGGGGUGACCCUCAAGGGCUAUGUUCAGGAUAGCCAUGUCGAUUACUUCUUGGGAGCAGGCAUGGAGACGCCUGAGGCUCCUAAUAUCACCUAUGUCGGGGCGUAG